Messenger RNA from Miscanthus lutarioriparius, 237 nucleotides. Lineage: Eukaryota; Viridiplantae; Streptophyta; Magnoliopsida; Poales; Poaceae. The record is from the annotation of a GenBank genome assembly.
AUGGAGAUGGCGGCGUCGACUGGCGACGGGCCGACGGUCGGCAUCGACCCGGGGACCACGUACUCAUGUGUGGCCGUGUGGCGGCAUGACCACGGCGAGGUCAUCGCCAACGACCAGGGCAACCUCCUCACGCCGUCCUGCGUUGCGUUCACCGACAUCGGGAGGCUCGUCGAUGACGCGGCCGUGAACCAGGCUGCUCUGAACCCUGACAACACCAUCCAUGCUGAGAAACUCUAA